This is a messenger RNA of Protopolystoma xenopodis, 570 nucleotides long. The record is from the annotation of a GenBank genome assembly. NCBI's taxonomy places the organism in Eukaryota, Metazoa, Platyhelminthes, Monogenea, Polystomatidea, Polystomatidae.
AUGUCGCCUAAGAAUGUGUCACUGCAAGUGGGUUUAGUGAAGCGUAAUCAUCUCCGCCACCGGUACCGGGUGCCAUUUGCACAGCUCCUGACCUACAAUCUGCCACCUUUCUCCUACUCCGCUUGUCAAUUGGUCACUGCCAAACAUAAUAAUCAAUAUGUAGGAAAACUGGGUUUCGAAAAGGAGAUGUCUAAGUGGACCAAAUUGGGCUAUAAGAAGUGGGUAGGUUUGAAGCAGGCCACCUUUCUUGUCUUUGUGUUUUGGGGAAUUAUUGUAAAGGAUGAUGUCCAUCACAUAACAGACGAAGGCUCAGCAAGGAUUCGACGGGCUCGCAAGAUGGUGCACCAAGGACAUAUUCGCACAAAUCUACAAUGUGUCCAAGGCAAUCUCAAUGCAGAUUUUGGUGAGACCAAAUUACGAAUCCCUUCCAUUCGCCUCUUCAAACGAAAUAAAAAGUACUCCAACAUAAAAAUCACCGUCUGGACGUCAAAAAGCCUGCAAUUCCUGUCCCCGAUUAGACAGAUGAUGCCCAUGCCAGUGACUGGGAAUCUUCCUCUCCCUAGGCUUUAA